AUGAACAAUUCCAAGAAUCUAGCUUCUACCUUGGUUAGAGAAAAGUAUGUUAAGAAUAGAACGUACCCAGCUAAUUUCAAAACAGGCUCUCACAUCUGGCAUGACAUUGGGAAAGGGUGGGAGGACUUUAAUCUGUUAACUGAAUGGUGUCUAGGAAAAGGAGAAAAUAUUCUGUUUUGGAAGGACAACUGGACGGGUAAGGGGACUCUUAGGGAAACUAUACAGGGACAUAUGACAUUGGGGGAGGAAAAUAGGAAAGUUUCUGAUGUCAUUAGCAAUUGUGCUUGGAACCUUUCCCACAUUCCAUUUAUUCUCCCUAAUCAUAUCUCCCAAGGGAUUAAUGCUAUUCCAAUCCCAGCCUUGGGAGAAGAUACUCAUGUGUGUCAAAUGGGGAAGGGAGUUUACUUUGACUCGAAAGCUACCUACUCCUACCUUUGGAAUAAAGCCCACAAACACCUUGCUAACACCCAAAACUGGAAUGUGGUUUGGAAUUCUAAUUGUGCUCCGAAGAUGAGGGUCUUCUUGUGGUUAAUUUGUUGGGGUAGAUUACCUUGUGCUAGCCACCUCGCCCAUAGGAAUAUUAUUCCCAACCCAAACUUCUCCUUCUGCCCAAACAGUGAGGAAGAUGCCACCCACAUCUUCUACAAAUGCCCUCGAGCCCUUGAGUUUUGGGAGGAAGUUGGGAUUUCCCUUCAGGAUCUUAAUGGAACCGGCAACACCCUCCUUGACUGGCUGCAUUACAACCUUACCAGAUCCGACUUGAACAACAAACUCCUUGCUCCCUGGCCUACAUUUUUUAUCUACUCUAUUUGGUGUCUUUGGAAUAGAAGAAACAGGUGGGUCUUUAGGAAAGAGUCUAAACCAGUUGAUAUUGUGUGGAAGAAAAACCUCUGGCUUGUGAAUGAAUUUAUGGCAGCCACCCCGGCUAGUAAGAUUAUUACAAGCUCUACUCUGUUGAACUUGGGUAAUUCUAAUUUUGUUGUUCAAGUGGAUGCUUCUUUUUGCCAUUCUUCCCUCUCUGUUGGGUAUGCUUCUGUGUGCAGGAAUGAUAACAAUCAAUGGGUGUCAGGCAUGGCGGGUAACACCCACUACUAG
Messenger RNA from Spinacia oleracea (spinach), 1095 nucleotides. RefSeq lists its product as uncharacterized. The record is from RefSeq and is a predicted model, not a curated record. NCBI's taxonomy places the organism in Eukaryota, Viridiplantae, Streptophyta, Magnoliopsida, Caryophyllales, Amaranthaceae. Bases 1 to 1095 code for a protein of 364 amino acids. The transcript has a single exon.